AUGACGAAUGAAUCAGACAUAAUAAGUCUCCGUUUAUUGGAUGAAAGAGAUGCUGAUGAUUUUAUGGAAUGGUCUUUGGAUGAAAACGUUAAAGAGUUCUUUUCCGUUGGACAUUUUUCAACUAAAAAAGACGCGAAGAUAUACAUUAAUAGAUCUAUCGUACGACAACAAUGGUUCAGAGCAAUUUGUUUAAACGAAAAGCCAAUUGGUUAUAUCGAGGUAUUACCUGAUCACGGAAUUGAAAGGUUCAGAGGUGAAAUAAGAUAUAUGUUAUCAUCAAAGUAUUGGGGCAGAGGGAUCGCGACCAAGGCUGUGAAGAUGGUGGCGUCCACCAUCUUCGUAGACUUGCCAUACUUGGUUAGGCUUGAGGGUAUGGUGUAUAUUGGUAAUAUAAGAUCACAAAGGGUGUUGGAGAAGGCUGGUUUUACAAGGGAAGGUGUUUUGAGGAAAUAUUAUAGGUAUAAAAGGGAACUAAGAGAUCUUGUUAAAUCAACUUAUUACCUGAUUUACUGAAUAGGUUAUCUAGUAUCUAGGUAAAAUUAGUAUUGUAUUAUGGAAAAUUAUGAAU
Molecule: messenger RNA, 568 nt
Organism: Solanum lycopersicum (tomato)
Lineage: Eukaryota; Viridiplantae; Streptophyta; Magnoliopsida; Solanales; Solanaceae
Molecular function (GO): acyltransferase activity, transferring groups other than amino-acyl groups
Source: RefSeq, a predicted model, not a curated record